This is a messenger RNA of Chrysemys picta bellii (western painted turtle), 1051 nucleotides long. Lineage: Eukaryota; Metazoa; Chordata; Testudines; Emydidae. The record is from RefSeq and is a predicted model, not a curated record.
GCGAGAUCCCAGCUGGGGUCAAUGGGCCGUAGCUCCACUGGAGUCAUUAGAGCUAGAUCCCAGCGGGUGUGAGCCAGUGUAACUCAUCUGAGGUUCCUUUGCACCAGCUGAAUCCCUGGCUCACCCCUGGGGGUGUCAGUAACCUGCGGCUGCUGCCCCACCCCCACACCAAUUGUCAGCUCUGAUAAAUGGCCACCUCCCCUACGCACGCCCUACGCACCAGGCGCCAGUGUCUCUCCAGUCCCUGAGCUGAGCAGUGACCACGUCUGAGGCUUUGACUUCCUCUGCCUUCGUCAGAGAGGAGGGGCCCAUCCCUCUUCUUGCACCCAGACAGGGCUGGUGGCUGAGCUGAGAACCCAGCUCCGAGCCCAGAACGACCAGCUCAGCAUGGUGCUAACUCUCCUUCUGCCUCUGCUGGCCCCUCUCCUGAUUCUCCCCAGGCCGGUGACCCCUGCAGAUCACCCGCCGGCUCCCACACUCUCUCGGGACCCCGAGUACACAGUGUAUCUCCCAGGGGAGCGGGUUACCCUCACGUGCAAGGCUCCUAGGUCUGAGCAGGUUUCGGGAUACAGAUUCUUCUCUCAAGAAGGGCAGCAUGACCCAAGCACAGUCCAACCCCCGAAUGAAGGUGCCCGGCUCGAGCUCACAGCUGAGAAGGGAAAUGUUGGGACAUACACCUGUGCGUACUGGAGACAGGAAUCCAAUCAAGAGAUCUCAUCUGAGAGCAGCAGCUCCGUCUCCAUCCCAGUGACAGAUCCCCCGCCGGCCCCCACACUCUCUCGGGACCCCGAGUACACAGUGUAUCUCCCAGGGGAGCGGGUUACCCUCACGUGCAAGGCCCCUAGGUCUGAGCAGGUUUCGGGAUACAGAUUCUUCUCUCAAGAAGGGCAGCAUGACCCAAGCACAGUCCAACCCCCGAAUGAAGGCGCCCAGCUCGAGCUCACAGCUGAGAAGCGAGGUGCUGGGACAUACACCUGUGCGUACUGGAGACAGGAAUCCAAUCGAGAGAUCUCAUCUGAGAGCAGCAGCUCCAUCUCCAUCCCAGUGACAG